UCUUGUUCGAGAACGCACGCACAGUGGCACACAUUGUCAAAAGUAGUUGUUAUUUUCGAUCACCUUAUUGCAUUUCCAGGUGUCUGGUGUGACUGCAGUGGAGAGAUAUGCAAAAACAAAUGUCUGGGAGGAAUGGUCUUCCUCUCCACUCUCUGCGCCUCAUGGUCCCACCACUGCGGCUGGUCUCAGCUGCCAUCUGGCAGACGGUCCAGCAGAGACACGUGAUGGAUUAUGGGAUGCUGGAUGAGUUUGUUACCAUGGUCACAGAGAUGGUUCCAGAGCUUCUGAACCUCAGACAGAGGGCCCAACUUAUUCUGGGUCUUCGAGCGCGGCUGGUCCUAGAGUUGUGUCGCUCCAAGCCGAUCACAGACCUCCAGACCAUUCAGCCACACCUGGACAGGAUACAGACCCUCACACCUCUCUGGGGGACACAGGCGACUGAUGCAGAGGUUGGAUUAUCUGAAUCCAAUUUCCUGGGGCUGGUUCAAACCCUUCUUAAAGACCCUGAUGAGAGAGAACAUUUCUUCCAGGAUGUUUUUCCUGUAGAAUUUGGUCCCAGUUAUGAUGCAGCCAUUCAGAAACUCAUGUGGCAAUUUCUUUCGAGACUUGAGAAGCUACUUCCUGUAUCAAACUUCCAACAGGCUGCCUUGUUGCUCAGCGAUGUUCCCUCUGUUCUGGAGGAAUGUGUUGAGUCUGUGUCUCACCCUCAGCAGAUGAAUAUCCUGCUUCAGUACCACAGAGACCUUGGCCCGCUGGACAACCAUGACCCUCCAUCUUCCACCGAUGGGGACUGCAUUCUCUCAGCUCUCUGUCUUCCUCCUGUGGAACGGGUGGUGAUUGCAACAGAGGUGGAGAAAGAAGAAACAAGUAUGGAUGUAAAAGAAAGAGAGGGGGUGGAUAGCAGGUCAGGGGAAUGUGAGAAAAACAAAACAUCCUCUGUUAGUGAUGAGGAUGAUGCAGAGUUUGUGGACCCCGAGACAGGCAAGGUGGAACCAAAGUACGAAACGGUGAUGGUUAUCGGGGAAGACGGGAUGGUGCAACCUUUUGAAGAUUUAAGUGUCGGGAAAAAGAGAUCUUUCAAAAAGCCUAAAAUAAAGACACACAAAGCCAGGGGAAGUCAUGGAGAACAAAUGCUUAGCAUAAUCAACAGCAAGUCUAAUGUGAUCAUAUCCUCUGUGCUUUACCAGCCCUCAGUGGAUCUACAAAGGGUUGACACUACCAACCUGAUAUUAUUGCCUUUUAUACCAGUAAGAAGAAACAGAGGGCUGAAGAUGAAGACAUUUCUGACACAAGAACAGAAACAAACCGACACAGAAUUUUCUGAAAAAUAUACAUUCAAGCAGUGCCAGAUUUGUGAGAAGACUUUCAGUCGAAGUGCAGACAUGAAGCGGCACCAGAAAAUCCACACAGGGGAGCCUAUCCAGAACCCAAAACAGAAAGAGUCAAAAGUGUGCUGCAUUUGCGGAAGGAUGUUCGCAGACAUAGAAAAGCUAGACAGGCAUAAGCUGGUGCACAACCCCUUGAAAUGCACCAUGUGUGAAAACAGCUUCAAUGGUGUCAAGCCCAUCAAGAAACACUAUCUGGAUGUCCAUAAAUUCAGCGGGCCAUUCCUCUGCACCUACUGUGAGAAAAGCUACACUGAGUUAUCAGAUCUUGUCAGACACGAGAGGACUCACACUCUCCCUUACCAGUGUUCCCACUGUCCAAAGAAAUGUAAAUCAUCAACGACUCUUGCCGAACAUGAAAGAAUACACACAGGUGAGAAAUGCCUUUGCUGGGAGUGUGGAAAAGCCUUUAUCAACAUAACAACGCUGAGAAACCACAUGCUAAAUGUUCACAGCAAACCUGAAGAUAAACACUCCUGCUCCCAGUGUGACAAAUCUUACGGGGAGAAGAGGGCGUUGGUAAGUCAUGUGAAAAUCUGUCAUGCUGGGGUGCGUUAUCCAUGCACAUACUGCGGUAAGCUGUUUCUUAGCAUGUCCUCAUUGACAAGGCAUGACCUGAUUCACACGCAGGAGAGGCCUUUUAAAUGCACAGAGUCUGAGUGCGGGAAGGGUUUCAAAUCGAAAUCUGAAGUGAAGGUACACAUGAGAUACCAUACUGGAGAGCGGCCUUUUCAGUGUAAAGUCUGUGAGAAGGGUUUUACUCAAAACUGUUAUAUCACUCGACACAUGCUAACUCAUACGGGGGAGAAGCCGUAUCCGUGUUCUGUCUGUGGGAGAAACUUUUCUGACUCUAGGAAACGGAAAAGACACAUGAUGACUCACACCGGAGAGAAGCCCUACAAAUGUUUAAAAUGCGAGAAAGCUUUCAGUCGGACAGAACUUUUGAAAGCACAUGACAAGAAAGAACACUGAGCAAAUUCAAGUCAAGAUUAAUAUUUUAGCGUUUAAGUUUUUGCCUAUAGAUGUUAGUUAAACAUUUUGUCCCACACACGUCUCCAACUCAAUCAUUGAGUUUGCAGACUAGCCCUGGAGAUGAGAGCCCUGAUGGAGUGGUGC
This is a messenger RNA of Salvelinus namaycush (lake trout), 2501 nucleotides long. Its product is annotated as zinc finger protein 3-like. Gene Ontology annotation, molecular function: DNA-binding transcription factor activity, RNA polymerase II-specific; RNA polymerase II transcription regulatory region sequence-specific DNA binding. Gene Ontology annotation, cellular component: nucleus. Lineage: Eukaryota; Metazoa; Chordata; Actinopteri; Salmoniformes; Salmonidae. The record is from RefSeq and is a predicted model, not a curated record. The transcript has 8 exons. The coding region runs from base 108 to 2357 and encodes 749 amino acids. Gene Ontology annotation, biological process: regulation of transcription by RNA polymerase II.